Molecule: messenger RNA, 849 nt
Organism: Bipolaris oryzae ATCC 44560
Lineage: Eukaryota; Fungi; Ascomycota; Dothideomycetes; Pleosporales; Pleosporaceae
Exons: 8
Coding region: 1-849 (282 amino acids)
Cellular component (GO): cytoplasm
Molecular function (GO): oxidoreductase activity, acting on the CH-OH group of donors, NAD or NADP as acceptor
Source: RefSeq, a predicted model, not a curated record
AUGGGUAUUGAACAUCGAGUCGCCAUUGUUACAGGGGGUAACAGUGGCAUGGGAACGGGAAUAGCCCGGGGGCUUGUAAAGAAAGGAUGGAAGGUAGCCAUUGCGGAUAUUCAAGAGAACAGGGAGCUUGCUGAAGAACUAGGCGGUGCUGCCAGUUUCCACAAGUGCAAUGUGGCAGACUACGAUAGUCAGGCCGAGAUGUUCCAACAGGUGUGGGAUCGCUUUGGCAGAAUAGAUGCGUUGUGCGCCAAUGCCGGCAUCGUUGACAAGAGCUCAAUCUUCAUUUUCGAGCACCGCGGAUCCGACAAAAUCCCACCGAAACCAGAUAUGCUAUGUACCGAUGUAGACUACAAAGGCGUCGUGUACGGUACACAGUUAGCGAUCCACUUCUUCCGCAAGAACAAAGUAGCCGGCGGUAAAAUCAUCGCUACGGCCAGUGUUGCUGGGAUCGUUCCCCAUGAGUCUUUUCCAGAGUAUGAUGGAGCCAAAGCUGCUGUUGUCAACUUUGUGCGGGCAACGGCACGCAUACUGAAAGCCAAAGAGAACAUCCAGAUCAAUGCAGUAUGCCCUGGCAUUGUGCAAACCGCCAUUUUACCGCAGGGUUUGGUUGAUGCCGUAUCGGCAGAAUGUUUAACGCCUGUAUCCACUGUUGUGAGCGGGGUUGAGAAGUUCCUCGAGGACGACACCUUGUAUGGCAGGGUAUUGGAGUGUUCAGCAGACAAGCACUUUUUCCUCGAACCGCCCACGCUUGCCAAUGGUCACGUGUCUAGAAAAGCUGUUACUGUGUGGGAACCAGCAUUCGAGAUGUAUCAUGGUGAGACUUCUGGAUUGUCUGAUGCAAUUCCUUAA